GUGUUUGACAAGGACUGACGUACUCUAAGCCCUUUGAAUCCCGGAAGUCCAGAACACACCCAACCUAAUUGAUUGCAGCGUCCAGCAUGCUGGAGCGUAGGUAAAAGAAAAAGCAGACAACAUUUCAACAUGAGGGACCCACUGACAGACUGUUCGUACAAUAAAGUAUACAAGAGCCUGAAGGAGUUUGCUCAAAAUGGAGACAAUUUCUGCAAGCAGAUCACAUCCGUUCUUCAGCAAAGGGCCAACCUGGAGAUCAGCUAUGCCAAAGGGCUUCAGAAACUGGCAGUCAAGCUCAGCAAAGCACUACAGAGCACAAAGAAAAACUGUCUCAGCACUGCUUGGGCCUGGGCCUCAGAGAGCAUGAAAUCCGCAGCAGAUCUCCAUCAAAAACUUGGCAAAGCAAUUGAGUUGGAAGCAAUAAAGCCAACACACCAAGUCCUGAGUAUGCAAGAGAAGAAGAGGAAGUCGCUCGAUAAUGAAGUGGAAAAGUCAGCAAAUCUUGUUAUUAAUAACUGGAAUCAGCAAAUAAAGGCUAAGAAAAAAUUAAUGAUGAGUACGAAGAAGCAUGAAGCCCUUUUCCACCUUAUAGAAAGCUCCAAGCAAUCCAUGACCCAGAAGGAGAAGCAGAAGCUCCUCAACAAGCUGAAAAAAUCAACUGAAAAACUGGAAAAAGAAGAUGAAAGCUACUACCAAAAAAACAUGGCAGGCUAUUCUACUAGGCUGAAGUGGGAAAGCACCCUGGAAAAGUGCUACAAGGAUCCUCGUUUAGUACCCCGAAGCCAGAGCAGCAGAAACUGAGAGAAUGAAUGAGGAACAUGAAUUAUCGGAGCCGAGACAGGCUCUAAAUCUGCCAUCCCUUGGUAACUCUCUGACCGUACGUCCUUCGCCUGUGCCGUCAAACAGCUGGAGGCCCUCCAGAAUGUCUUGUCUCUCUAUCAACUAUUUUUAAACAGAAAGAACAAGACACUAGAAAGCAAUAACUCAUUAAAUGAGAUAUGGAUUUUUCCCCUUUGCACAGUGGAAUUUAUUUCUGCCUCUUUUCAUGAGCAAACACAAAUCAUUUUAAUGAUUUCCCUGAAAUGUAAUUAAAGCUGUUAAACAUUCCCAUCUCUACGAAGGGACACCAGUUAUUCUAAUCGCAGAUUGAUGCUUGUGGUUCUGUGCUUAUCGAUGUGAGGCAACAGCUGCUGCCCAGAGUGCGAUGUGUUCUAAGCCUGACUUUUAUUCCCAACCCCCACAUCCCUUACGUCCAUUUGCUAAGCUGAAACAGCUGAUUUCUAGAUUUUUUUUUUUUUUUUGGUUCUUUUUUUCGGAGCUGGGGACUGAACCCAGGGCCUUGCGCUUCCUAGGUAAGCGCUCUACCACUGAGCUAAAUCCCCAGCCCCGAUUUUUUUUUUUUUUAAAUAGGGUAAGGACUUUUUUCUUUCUUGAGGUGAUCCAAACCAGUGACCUGCGUUUGUUAUUUGACAUUUUAAUUCUGCCUUAGAGGGAUCAACAAAUUUGAUAGGCUAUUAUUUUGCCUCUUCAAUGCUUUAUCUGGAGACAAAAGGACAGUUGGUCUCAUUCUAUUGGCUGAUGCCUGUGAUUUUAGACAGAGUCUCAGGAGACACUAUCUCAGAGGCAUUUGGCUCCCUUAGCUUGACAAAAAUGGUGUAGCCAUCUAAUCAGGGGGUUGUGAGAAUGUAACUACAGACUUCCCAAAACCCAAAAUCUAAAUGUCUGUGUGUGGGCACAGAUGUUUGUUGUUAUUGUUGAUCCCUUGGUUGCUGCCAUUUAAAGAAACAACAAAAUGAUCUUACAUCAAUAAGCAAUUUAGCAUAUCAUCCGCUGGAAUAUCAUUCAGCCUUAAAGAUGUGUGUACGACGUGGAUGUGCUUUAUGGAUACAUUUGAUGAUUCUUCCUGCUUGAGACCUGCACUGGUCAAGUACAGAGAGUGAGAAAGUUGAGUGGCUGGGAGGAGGAGAAGAGAUAGGCAGUUAUUCCUUCGUGGGUAGAGAGUUUCCAUUUUACAAGAUGAAAAGUGCCACAGCAGUGCGAAUGUUCUUCAGAACAGUGAACUGUGUCUUUAAAAUGAUGUUGUUUAUAGUAUGUAAAUCUUAUCAUACUAAAAACAUAAACUGAAAUUGCAAACACAGAAGGAUAUAUCAACAAAUUAAAUCUAGCACACAGAUGUAGGGGAACUCCAAAGUGGAGCAGGCUAGUGGUGACCUUGAGACUUUCUGCUGCCCCAUCUGCUUACCAAAGCCUCCAUUACUGAGCCAUCGUUCUCACCUGUGGUAAUGAUACCCACCAGUUUUCCUAGAGCCUUGGCCUUAUCAAAACAGCAUGCGGAGACUGUCUCUGAUGUCUGCCAUCUCUGUCAGAGCACAUACUCAGGGCAUCUGAAGCCUGCAUUGUCCCAACAUGGCCUAAAAAUCUCUCCUGAGGCUUCACUUGGCCUCACUUUUGAACUUCUCUACCCACUCAAAAGCCACAAAUCAUCAAAUGUGUGGCAAGAGCCCAGUAACUUCCUCUAGAAGCUACCCGUGUAACCUUAACAAGCCUAACAAGUGUAUAGUCCUCACGUCAUUAUUCACCCUUGCUAGCUAAAAGUUAUAAUCCAGUUGUAGAAUUUUUGUUAUCCUACAUAAACUCUGGAGGCCAUCUUCUUACGUAUAAGUGAUAGACUCUGACGCCCCAGCUCUCAUAUAGGUUAGCAUUAAGAAUUGACUAGAGACAGGGGUUGGGGAUUUAGCUCAGUGGUAGAGCGCUUGCCUAGCAAGCGCAAGGCCCUGGGUUCGGUCCCCAGCUCCGAAAAAAAGAAAAGAGAAAAAAAAAAAAAAGAAUUGACUAGAAUUAGAGAUUCUACUCUUAUCAGAUAGUCUCUUGAAGACUGGAGAACAGGGACUGGAGAGACAGCUCAGUGGUUAAAGCAUCCCUAAAUCACCAGGCAUACAUGUGGCACAAACACAUAUGUAUUAGCAAAACACUGAAAACACAUAAAACAAGAUAAAUAAAUCUUUUUUUAGAAGAUCAGAGAAUAUUGCCUACUAGUUAUCCAUCAUAGUGCUGGAAUGUUCUACGUAGAGGUACCAGGGUAGAAAAAUAGCCAUCCAUCUUACCAGCCAGGAGAGCUAUGUUACAGUACAGAAGAUCCUGACAAUUGAUCUGACCACUGGUGCAGUAAUGGCACGGGUGUUACGGGAGUCAACAAAUGUUUCUAGCUGAAUUUAAAGCCUGCUCUGCCAGACAGAACUGUCAUUCCUGAUAGUAUCAACGAGGCCAAAAUUCCACAACCGGCUAGGCCCUGGAAUAACAGAGACCUUAAUAUUCCCUAAAUGAGCACAGCACAACGUGGCCCUGAAGUUCUUGUCUUUAUACCCACUAGAUUAGUCCAUCUCCUGCCACUCAGCAGAGAAGCUUAUUUUUGCAGCAGAUAGCUACAACAGAAACUCAAACUGGUCAAAGUGCAGAAAUGAGAUUGUGGGAUGCUCAACCCUAAAUGGGAUGUCUGUGACACACUCCUUCACCCGAGGCUCAGGGAUCAUUGUGGAAGAAGGAUCAGAAGGACCAUAAGUGUCAGAGGGAACAGGCACGUGCAUUCAAACAGCAUGCUGGGAAAGACAGCACUGCUGCUCACAAGAGCUCACAAUAGCGAUGGCUAUGUAUGUAAGGCCGACACGAGAUCAAGUUAGCCAAAAUUCCAGCAUGGUCGCAGAAGGGGCUCAUGAAGUGCCACUCCAACAAAAAACUAUCGAUGACAACUGAUGGCUUCUGCUUGAUGGAGAGUCAAUUUUCUUCAGGGAUGCAAUGACCGAGAGACUAUGUAUGCUCCGGUAGAUUGUCCUACACUCAGGCACUUACAGCAACACUGAGUUGACUCAGUGAAUUUAAAAAAGAGAACACAUGAAAUUGAGAGGGAAAAGUGGAGGGGAGACUGGGGAAGAGGUUGGAGGGGAGGGAAAUAGGUGCAUUUAAUCAAAGCAUGUUACAUUCAUGCAUGAAAUUCUCAAACAAAAAGCUCAUAUACAUAAAAUAAAAGACUAUAGCGGCUGGAGAGAACUCUUGGUGGUUAAGAGUACUUGCUGCUCUAACAGAGGACCUGUACAGUUCCCACUACUCCUAUCAGGUGGCUCACAACCUCCUGUUUCAACUUCCUGUUACCUCUGUAACUCUAGUUUCAGAGGAUUCGAUGCCUUCUGGUCUCUGUGGGCACCUGCAGGUAUGUGUCCCUAGACUCAUGCAGAUACACACACAUAUAAAAAAUAAUAAA
Rattus norvegicus (Norway rat) is the source of this 4255-nucleotide messenger RNA. The record is from RefSeq and is a predicted model, not a curated record. NCBI's taxonomy places the organism in Eukaryota, Metazoa, Chordata, Mammalia, Rodentia, Muridae.